Wasmannia auropunctata (little fire ant) is the source of this 1531-nucleotide messenger RNA. RefSeq names its product AP-3 complex subunit mu-1 (gene carmine). The transcript is spliced from 9 exons. The coding region runs from base 155 to 1408 and encodes 417 amino acids. Gene Ontology annotation, cellular component: cytoplasmic vesicle; clathrin adaptor complex. Lineage: Eukaryota; Metazoa; Arthropoda; Insecta; Hymenoptera; Formicidae. The record is from RefSeq and is a predicted model, not a curated record. Gene Ontology annotation, biological process: intracellular protein transport; endocytosis.
AUUCCCUAGAGCAUUCAGAAAAAAAAAAUGGGAGAUCAUCUGAGCGUGUAGUACAGCAUAUUGUUGUAAACAUUUCCAAUUUCGUGCACUGACGUUGAAAUCGUUCAUUUCCGUAGUUUAGAAUUUUACCCUCGAACAUCCAUUGUUCACGAAGAUGAUAAACAGUCUUUUUAUUAUAAAUUCUUCCGGAGAUGUCUUCAUGGAGAAGCACUGGAAGAGCGCGGUCGCACGUUCGCUCUGCGACUACUUCUUCGACCAGCAGCGACGAGUCUUGUCGCCGGAGGACACGCCGCCGGUGAUAGCCACUCCGCAUCAUUAUCUCAUUAGUAUAUAUCGCUGCAACAUGUUCUUCGUUGCGGUCUGCAUGACAGAGGUUCCACCACUGUUCGUCAUUGAAUUCCUGCACAGGGUGGUGGAUACCUUCGAGGAUUACUUCAGCGAGUGCACGGAAACUAUCAUAAAGGAGAACUACGUGGUGGUGUACGAGUUGCUGGAUGAGAUGUUGGACAACGGUUUCCCCCUGGCUACGGAGUCCAAUAUAUUGAAGGAGUUGAUCAAGCCGCCGAACAUUUUGCGCACCAUCGCGAACACUGUUACAGGCAAAUCCAACGUCAGUGCCAUCUUGCCGAGUGGACAAUUGUCCAACGUCCCGUGGAGACGAACUGGAGUGAAGUAUACCAACAAUGAGGCCUACUUUGACGUUGUCGAGGAGGUAGACGCGAUUAUCGAUCGAACUGGAGCGACAGUCUUUGCAGAAAUUCAGGGCUACAUUGACUGCUGUAUAAAACUAAGCGGUAUGCCGGACCUCACCCUUUCGUUUAUGAAUCCAAGACUGUUCGAUGAUGUUAGCUUCCAUCCUUGCGUUCGAUUCAAAAGAUGGGAGUCGGAGAGGAUACUUUCUUUUAUUCCGCCCGAUGGUAACUUUCGCCUUCUUUCAUAUCACAUAGGAUCGCAAAGCAUUGUAGCGAUUCCUAUAUACAUAAGACACAAUAUUAGCUUAAAAGAACCAGGAGGUGGUAGAUUAGACAUCACUGUUGGACCAAAGCAAACUAUUGGUAGGACGGUUGAAAAUGUGGUUCUAGAAAUUCCCAUGCCAAAGAUAGUUUUGAAUUGCACUUUAACUCCAAAUCAAGGAAAAUAUUCAUUCGAUCCCGUCAGCAAGAUACUACUGUGGGACAUUGGAAGAAUUGAUGUUUCCAAGCUGCCGAAUCUCAGAGGAUCGAUCACGAUACAAAAUUCGACAGCUGUUACUGAAUCAAAUCCUGCCAUUAAUGUGCAUUUUACGAUCAAUCAAUUAGCGGUAUCCGGAUUGAAAGUAAAUCGGUUAGAUAUGUAUGGCGAAAAGUACAAGCCAUUCAAAGGUGUCAAAUACAUUACUAAAGCUGGCAAAUUCCAGAUAAGAAUGUAAAUAGUUAUAUACUGAAAUUAUAAAUUAUUCUUUUUACAUCAUAUUAGAUAAUAUAACUGUGUAUUCUAUUGUAUUAUUGUAUGAACAAAUUAAACAUGAUGAACUUACAUGACAUUAAAGUUA